Molecule: messenger RNA, 447 nt
Organism: Acanthamoeba castellanii str. Neff
Lineage: Eukaryota; Discosea; Longamoebia; Acanthamoebidae
Exons: 1
Coding region: 1-447 (148 amino acids)
Source: RefSeq, a predicted model, not a curated record
AUGAGCCAAACCGAAGCACUGCGCGAGCGCCUGGGCAACGAGUACUACUUUGUGUCGGUCGAGCCCGCCCCCGUGGCUGGACCCUUCCCGCAACGGGCCGCCGACAGUAUGUCUCUCAGCCUCACCGCCGGGGGCGGUUAUAGUGUGCGGUCGCCCAUCAACUCGGGCAGUGGCGGCAGCUUCACCCUGGCCACCGACGGCGACAAGACGACGAUCACCUUCGGCGGCGCGGCAUGGACGGAGCGCGGCCUUGGGCGCGUGUCGGGCGACGACGCCAACGGUACACUGAAGCGGCGGAUGGAGGAGGCCGAGGAUUUCCUGCAGGCCCGGCUGUCGAAGGCGGCCGGUCCCUACGAGCUGGAGCUGCGCGGAGCGGAGAGCGGGCACCAGCUCGUGCUCAAGAGCCAGAGCGACGGCGCCGUGCUCAUCUUCGCCCCCCGUGAUUGA